Molecule: messenger RNA, 2749 nt
Organism: Aaosphaeria arxii CBS 175.79
Lineage: Eukaryota; Fungi; Ascomycota; Dothideomycetes; Pleosporales
Exons: 6
Coding region: 479-2494 (671 amino acids)
Biological process (GO): regulation of DNA-templated transcription; DNA-templated transcription
Cellular component (GO): nucleus
Molecular function (GO): DNA-binding transcription factor activity, RNA polymerase II-specific; transcription cis-regulatory region binding; zinc ion binding
Source: RefSeq, a predicted model, not a curated record
AGCGAGAGGGCGAUGAACUAUCCCAUACAUAUAUCAUCGGACCCUUACCCCAUCAGUACUUGUACUCCUACGGGAACCCCCAUUGAGUGCUUUUGUUGUACUCUCCUCUCUUUUAUUGACCAUUCCAUACAAACAAAGCAACGUCUAAUUCUUUUUUGUUUCUCUGGUAUUAUCUUCGUACACAAAAUCGGCGGGCGUGUGUGUACGUCAGAAAAAGCUUCAGGCUGAAGCUGAGAUCCCACACCCCCAACGCAGCCCUUUAAGCUGUGCUGUGCCACAUCCUUCCUCCCUCGCUCUCUCGCUCCCUCUCCCUCUUUCUCUCUCUCCUCCGUCCUCCGUCCUCCGUCACUUUCGCCUCCCCCGCCCUCCAAUGAUUUAUCCCGCCAUUAACUACCUAUACCUGUACCCUUAAACAAGAACAACAACAAUAAAUACAAUAACGUCACUCAACCUCAUUGACAACAACUCAACCACGAUCAUGGCCUUGAGCGCACCAGUGGCUGCUCCCUUCGACCCGUCGCAGCGGACCUCUCCACCUGUCUUGCUAUCCAAAACAUGUCAGAACUGCUUCUCUCUUAAGAUCCGUUGUGAUCGGACUCAAAGAACAGACAUAUGUGACAGAUGCGCUCGACUGGGUAAACACUGUGUCUUCCGACCUGCACGAAGAAGAGACAAUUCCGCAAAGCGCGAUUCGCGCAUCCAAGCCCUCGAACAGCAGGUCCAAGAUCUUCUCCGAACACAACCCGGCUCCAUUAUCCAACAAACUAUUCCAGAGGGUGCUCCUUCCUCCGCGUCAAUCGUAUCUUCUACCCCUUCUUCCAUCGAUGCACCCCCGAACGGCGAUGUCAUCGACCAUGACAUCCUCACAUUGGAGCGAGCGGAAACGCUGGUGGAAUUGUACAAGUCCGACAUGAUGCCGCACUUCCCAUUCAUUAUUGUACCUGCAGAAGCAACUGCCACCAACUUGCGACACGAAAGCCCAUUCUUGUUUUUGUCAAUAAUAUCCGUUGCUUCCUUUCACGACUUGGCAAUACAGGAGAAACUCAGCCAUCGGUUCAAAUACAUGGUCAGCGAGAAGGUGCUUCUGGGAGGUGACGACAGUUUGUCACUAGAGUACCUACAGGGCCUCCUGAUUGUGCUAGCAUGGAACCAAUAUCAUGGCCGGUCAAAAUACUACUCUCAGUAUCUCCAACUGGCAGUGUCGAUAGCAGUAGACAUGCGUCUCGAUCGUACACCCAUGCGCAAUAAACCCUCAAAUCCAGGGAGCAAACGCGACCCCAUAGCUAAUGCUGUGGGUACCGCGACCUGGGGAGCGGAGGAGCAGAGAGCCGCAGCCGGCAUAUUCUACAUUUCCUCCACAAUUUCAAAACUGUUCGACAAGAUGAAUACGUUUCCAUGUUCAACCUUUGUUGAAGAAGGAUGUCGUGCACUGAGGCAACGGGGCGAGUUUCAGACAGACAAGGACCUCUAUCAUAUCAUUCGUCUACAACGAAUAAUAGAAAACAUCGACACUGUAGCCGACCAGUCAUUAUCGGACGCCGAUGCCCAAGAAGCCUUUCUCCGAACACGAUCGGAGCUGGAGGAAUUUAGAAUGCACCUCCAUACCGACGUGUCUGAUAGCCAUUUACUUUUUAUGCAAUUCCAUACAGCGAAGUUAUUCUUAUACCAGGUCGCUUUCUUCGAGCGCUCAUUACAGCAUAACCCCGCUCUCCAUCUUAACACCCUCUGCGAGGGGCUUGAUUCCGCCAAGGCAUUCUUAGAUCUGUACCUAUGGCUACCACCAAAAUCCGAGAUGGCUUUGACCAAUUCCGAGUGGAUCCAACUUUCUUUCGGCGUAAAUUUGGCAGCUAAGUUCGCUAUCGUAAGCAAAUAUCCAAGCGUUGAACAGCAGACGCGAGAGCUCCGACGCAAUCUGAAUAUCGACAAUGUUUUCCGCCACCUGAGCCUUAGAAUAGGCGCAUUGGUUGGCCGAGCCUCAGACGGAAAUAAACAAAAGGACAUAUUUUAUCAUUACGAGCAAAGAGUGCGGAAAAUUCAGAAUUGGUACGAGCGUAUGGUGAAGGCGACUGGAAGCGACAGCCCCCUAAGCCAACAGGCGUCAGUUUCGCCACCAGCAACUGGAAACGUGCAAUCAAUACAAAUGCCAACACAACAGAUGGACGCAAACGCACAAUCACUAGGCGGCCAACAGUUAUCAUUGUCUUCUACAGGCUACGCACAACAGCAACCGAUGUCGUUUGCCAAUGGGAACAUGGCUGUUUCCGCAGCCAGCAUGGGUCUAACUCCUCUGAGCACGAGUCCAUUCUCCUCAAGCUACAGUCCUGUGCCAUCAAUCGCAUUCCCUGACCUCAUGAGUGCGCCCGGUUGGGACAUGCCAUUUACGAUUCCCAUGGACGACAAUGCAUGGGUUUUUGACGUGACCAGCGGGUAUCAAGGCAUGAACAUGGCGAGUCCGCCAAGUGACGGCACAUGGGGUAGUCCCAACGAUCUCUGAUCUGAUUUUCGUUCUUAAUUAUACAUUUUCUUUCGAAUUUUGUUGUACCUGGAAGAUAUCCGCACUUUACAUUUCACAUUAUUUUGAAAGGACACUUUGGGCUGGCGUUGGCGGAAAGAGAAGCUUCAAUCAAGCUCUGAUUUUUCACUGCUACAGGAGUUAUUACCCUUUUGCGAGGCUCAGGAGAUAUAUCCAGCACCUUUUCAAAAUUCUACAAUUCAUGCUUUUAAAGGCAUUGGCAAUUUUCAUCAACAU